Messenger RNA from Aspergillus calidoustus, 333 nucleotides. Lineage: Eukaryota; Fungi; Ascomycota; Eurotiomycetes; Eurotiales; Aspergillaceae. The record is from the annotation of a GenBank genome assembly.
AUGAAGCGACGCCGACCAUGUCCCACAAACUUCACAAUCGGUUGGAUCCGCCCCCUCGCACUCGAAUACACCGCCGCAAAGCACGUCAUCGAUGAGGAAUACGACGAUUCCGACUCCGAAUACACGACGGGUCGCAUCCACAACUAUGAGAGAAACUAUGCAUACCUCCUGAAAGAAGAUAUCAAUGCCGACUUGCAGACAGGUAUUUCGAAAGAGCGGUGCGGUCAUCCCUUCCAUGUCGCCGUGUUGAGUGGCAAUGCGAAAGUGGCUCGGAUGCUCCUCAGAUAUGAUGCGGCCUUGAGUGACCCAUCAGACGAGCUAAUCGGGGGCUGA